Messenger RNA from Thermochaetoides thermophila DSM 1495, 2607 nucleotides. RefSeq lists its product as uncharacterized. The coding region runs from base 1 to 2607 and encodes 868 amino acids. The record is from RefSeq and is a predicted model, not a curated record. Lineage: Eukaryota; Fungi; Ascomycota; Sordariomycetes; Sordariales; Chaetomiaceae. The transcript is spliced from 2 exons.
AUGGCAGCACCGCCCCCAACCCCGUCCCCAUCAAAAGUGCGGAAAGUCAGAAUCACAACCAUCCCUUCCCCAAACUCAAAGGGUAAGGAGCCGGAGAAGGUUCUCAUAGAGAGUGAGGAUGGCAUCGUCAGCUUGGAUCCAGACAACCCUGUGAAAAGAAAACCUCUCGUCAGGGAUAUACUACGCACAAGGUAUGUGGUGCCGGGGUCGGUGUUUUUGGUGGAAAGGAUGGAUAGGGAGUUAUGGGUUGAUGAUGAUGAUGAUGAGGAGGAGGAGGAGGAGGAGGAGGAGGAGGAGGAGGAGGCGAAGGAGGGUGAGAAGAGUAGAGAGGGGAAAGAAGGGAUUAGGGGUAUGGGAAAUAAAGUUGGUGAGGUGAAAAAGGAUAGGGAUGGGAAAGGGAUGGGUGAAUUGGGUGCGAAGGAUGGGUCUGCUGGGACGCGAGUAGGACCAGAAGGAGGUUCAGAUCGUCAGCGUGAGAGCGGGGAAGACAACGGAAACGAUAACAGCAGUUCCAAACCUUCGAUUUCAGGGCAGGGCUGGACAGAUGUCAGUUUUACUACAAAUGACGCAAGCAGUCACAAGCAAAAACAUCGCCAAAGGAAACGAAAGAAAAGAAGACGCUCCCGCUACCGCCCCCGUGCAGUUGCCCUAUUCCUUUCCGACGCCGAACUCUACAUUCAAGCGCUCGUCCGACCAGAAUACCACGUCUUUAUCGACUCAGGCCUGAUCUACGAAGGCGCCUACGUAAGGCUAGAUCAGGGCGCGGAGGUGGUUACUGUUCCUAAUGAGGAAGAGGAAAAAGGGGAUAUGAUAUUCCUGAUUGUCGGGGAUAUGGAGGUCGUUGGGUGGGAUAAGAAGUAUAUGGAGAUUUUGAGGGAGGAGAGGGAAAGGGAGAUGAGGGGGAUUGUGGGGUUGGAUGCCGGAGAAAGGCUUGUGGAAGGGAGUGAGGAUGAGGAUGUGGAGAUGGAGGAUGAGGAGGUGAGUGACAUGAAAGAUCAGGAGAUGGAUGAGGAAGAAGAGGAGGAGCGACCGGUAGAGGACGGAGAGAUGGAAGAGGAUGAGAUGGAUGAAGAAAAUGACAUGCAAGAGACGAAAGGUGAGGAGGAGGCUAAGGAAAAAGAGGGAGUGAGCGAGACAAACUAUGAAGAGGAACAGGACAAUAUGGCUCUCGACCAGCCCGAAGAAGUGUGCCUAGAUCAAGGGAACGAGGUUGAUCAACCGACGGUUCCCUCUACGCAAGGGUCACUACCGCCAUUCCCCCAACUUCAUCAUCCGGCGUCUCAACGGGUAGCUCAGUUCUCCAAAGAGAAAGAGACGAGACAACAAGACUCCGAGCCAAACUAUAUCGAUGACGACGAUCUUGAUCUUGAGGCCCUGCCGCUCGAGGACCAAACAACAUGUGAACAGCAAAGAGCCCCUUCUCCAACUCCCAGACAGGAUAUCAUUGACCAAACGUCUUCCUCAACCCAUUCUCCGUUUUUCACGGCUACCCUGAGCCUCAAGCCUAAGCCAAAGCCCGAUGCUAAGCCAGCGUCUGUCAUAUCACCGACUAUGUCUCUCCCGCAGGCAAAUCCUCUCCUCAAUCCAAGUCCUCCUACUUCAGCGAAAACUGCCCAACCUGCUCCAGAGCCCAUUCAACCAACUCUUCCCACGAACAACAACACGACCAAGCCUCUUUCUAAACUAUUGAACCCAGGCAUGACUUCGACCAGCGCAACCACUGCGGCAGCAACGACUGUGACCAGCCUCGAAACGGAUUACACUUUCACUUUCAAAUACCGUACUGCUACCGCCACAUCGGCUGGUCGGCCUGCUUCGAAGCCCUCAAGCACAAUGAUGACCUCGUUGAAUGCCACAACUACCUCUACCACAACAACAACCCCCAACAACAUGACUGGUGCGGCCUUUAAGCCCAACACUUCUACGGCUAGAUCAGAUGGGCAAUCUUCGUUCAAAGCUCCGAACCAAGCUACGGCCUCCUCCAGCAGUACCAGAGUGAAGCCGCCUGUUAAACAACCUCAGCCAGCGGUUAUCUUGAACAACGCAACAAGCCUAUCUCCACAACCCCUCCAACCGGCCGCCGUGACCUCCUCCACAACCAACACAGCAACGAUCCCUAAACCCCCUCUUAUCCACUGCCCCGUCCACAAACCAAAACACAAGGCCAAACUCCCCUACAAGACCGAUAACCCUUUUCAGCCCGUGAAACUCACCCCCCUCGCGGCCCUCCCCACAUUGCCUUACAAACAAAACUGGCUGCUCAACACCCUUGCCGUAGUUUUGUCGGUGUCGGAUGUCCAUCCGUACCAUUUGGGGCCGACAUAUCGCGCGAGGAGUGUGAGGGUUACUGAUGCCAGUGUUUGGCCUUGUGAAGACUCGGAUGGUUCGAACAAUAGCGAAGGAGGUAGUGAAAGGGCUGGUGGGUCUGCCAUAGGAGGAGUAAACACAAGAGGGGGGGAUACAGGGCAGAAGAAGCAACCUACUCCGAAGAUCGAUAAAGAGGGCAUCCUAUUAACAGUGCUUCUCGACCCAGACAGCUUCACACCCGAAAUCGGCAGCAUUAUUCUCCUCCUUGGAAACAGCUGGGCUGGUGUACAGAAGAAGUAG